CACAAGACGUACGGUCAACAUGAUCGAGCUCACUACAUCUCGACAAUGGAAGGAGGAGCCAGUCAUCGACUACAUCAAUAGGUGGAGGAACUUAAGUCUGAAUUGCAAGGAUCGUCUGUCUGAGGCUUCUGCCACUGAGAUGUGCAGUCAAGGUAUGAGUUGGGGUCUUCGUUAUAUCCUUCAAGGUAUUCGGCCGAAAACAUUCGAAGAGUUAGCGACUCGCGCCCACGACAUGGAGCUAAGCAUGACCGCAAGCGGAGCUAAUGGUCCUCCAAUCCAAGAACCCCAAAGCUCGAAGGAUAGAUACGAGCAAAAUAAAGGGGGCAAGUUUUCCUCGAAACCUCAAAAUAAGGAGUCCAUGAUGAUCAAUGCUAUGCCUGUCAAGUUCAAAGAAAAAGCUGCUGAUAAAGCCAUCGAAAAGAAGGAUGUCCCCAAGGAAACUGAACAAAGAAGAUUGACUCUGAAGGAAAUGCAAGCAAAGCAGUACCCGUUCCUUGAUUCAGAUGUCUCUUGCAUAUUUGACGAUCUGAUGGAAGCAAAACUCAUUGAGUUACCCGAGAUGAAGCGUCCCGAAGAAGCUGGUAGGGUGAAUGACCCAAAAUACUGCAAAUACCACCGUCUUGUAGGGCAUCCAAUUCAUAACUGCUUCGUAUUCAAGGACAAGGUUAUGCAGCUGACACACCAAGGAAAAAUUUCACUAGAAGAAAGUAGUGCAACUGCUAAUCAUAUAAGCGAAGCUUGCAACAUGACAAAUAAGCACGAAGCUCCGCUGGAAGAAAACAAUUUGCCUGAGGUUGAGAAUCACCAUGUUGAUAAUGAUUCCAUGAUGGUCUUUACUGAUGAAGAUCUGCUGCUUGGUUCUAAGCCUCACAACAGACCAUUGUUCGUGGCCGGCUAUGUGCAAGAGCAAAAGGUUAACCGAAUAUUGAUUGAUAGAGGAUCAGCAGUCAACAUCUUGCCUCUUCGCACGCUAAAAGAGUUAGGAAUGACUACAGAAGAACUUGGUAAUAGUCGAUUGAUGAUUCAAGGCUUUAACCAAGGGGGGCAAAGAGCUCUUGGCAUCAUAAGGUUGAGGUUGCUGAUGGAAGAUAUGGAAUCAACUGUUAUGUUUCAUGUCAACGAUGCAAAAACUUCUUACAAUAUGCUUCUUGGUCGUCCAUGGCUUCAUGAGAAUGGCGUGGUUCCGUCCACAUGGCAUCAAUGCUUCAAAUAUUGCAAAAAUGGC
This is a messenger RNA of Striga hermonthica, 1225 nucleotides long. The record is from the annotation of a GenBank genome assembly. NCBI's taxonomy places the organism in Eukaryota, Viridiplantae, Streptophyta, Magnoliopsida, Lamiales, Orobanchaceae.